AUGCCUUCGUACUGCUGUGUUCCGCAUUGCAAACAGAAAGGCUACGUGGAUCAGGACGCAAAGAAGGUGUCGUUCCAUUGCUUCCCGAGGACGGCUGCCGCUCACAGAAAAUGGAUAAUCGCUAUCAAGCGCGACGAAGGCAAGAUGUUUCGCGUGACGCACUCUACACAAGUGUGUUCAAGACACUUCGUCGAGUCGGACUUCAUUGCGAACGUGGCCAGUGGGCACACACAUCUGCACAGUUGGGCAGUUCCGUCCGUGUUCGACUUUUGCAAGCCGAAAACUCAAAGGAAACCUCCACGUCAAAAACGGACUGCCGCCGGUGUAGCCACGCUCCCCAUCACCACAGAGGCUUGCGACGAAGCGAUAGAGCCAUUGCGUGAUAUCACCUGGUCUGAUGAGAAUCUCCCAGCGGAAGCCACCCAGCGUGAUUCAGACCAACGUCAAUGCAUGUGCGCUAAGGACUGUUCUGUGCUAAGCAACAAGCUGGAGAAGCUUACGAAGCAGAACGACGAAUUGCGUAAAUGCCUGAGAGAGAAAACGGAAGAAGUGUACAGGCUGCAAGCACAACUCGAAAUGACUGAAGGAAAACGAAAAAAGUUGGAGGAGCAGCAGGUCGCCUUCAGUAUUAACAAGUUCAAGGACAGUGAUGAUGACGUGCGAUUUUACACAGGACUUCCCUCGUACGCACACUUUAGAGAACUGCAUGAGUAUCUCAACCCAGGAGAGAGUGGGAAAAACAUGGUACUGUGGCAAGGCAGUGCUUCCAGCGACAACGUUGGCCGGCCUCGAAAACUUGACACAGAAGAUCAGCUCUUCCUAGUUUUGAUAAAGCUGAAAGUUGGACUAUUUCACAAGCAUCUUGGACACCUGUUUAACAUUUCGUUGAGUACUGUGUCCAGGAUCUUCUUGUCAUGGAUUAACUACCUCUACAUUCAGCUAUCCCAGUUACCACUUUGGCAGCCACGAUCAUUCAUUGAUGAGACCAAGCCAAAUGGAUUCAAGGAAAAGUACCCAACGACAAGGGUCAUCAUUGAUGCGACUGAGCUCAGGUGUGAGGUGGCAAGCUCGUUUGUAACGUUCGUUUGUAAGCUCGUUUGUGUAUGUUCCCAUUCAGGAACAUACUCCAGUUACAAGUCUGCAAAUACAUUCAAAGGACUGGUUGGUGUUGCACCCAAUGGUCUCCUGACCUUUGUGUCCGAGCUGUUCAUGGGGUCACUGUCCGACAGAGAAUGCGUUGUGCGAAGUGGGUUUUUGGAGAUGCCUUUCGAUGCAUAUGACUCAGUAAUGGCCGAUAAGGGAUUCCGCAUUGCAGAUCUACUACAAGCCAAAAAUGUGUCCUUGAAUAUUCCGCCGUUCCUGACAAAAGGUCAGUUUUCUGCUGAAGAAAACCAGGAAACACAGGAGAUCGCUGCUCUUCGUAUCCAUGUUGAGAGGAGGAUUCAAAGAAUUAAGACCUAUCACAUUUUUGACCGGUACAUUCCCAUAUCCUUGGCUCCUGUAGCAAACCAGAUUUGGACGGUUUGUGCAAUUCUGAGCAAUAUGCAGCUGGCAAUCAUUAAGGCGGUUGAGUGA
Ornithodoros turicata is the source of this 1575-nucleotide messenger RNA. RefSeq lists its product as uncharacterized. Lineage: Eukaryota; Metazoa; Arthropoda; Arachnida; Ixodida; Argasidae. The coding region runs from base 1 to 1575 and encodes 524 amino acids. The record is from RefSeq and is a predicted model, not a curated record. The transcript has 2 exons.